CCAAGAGAGUCAGCUGAUUUUUGCUUGGCAACACUGAGAUGUUUUUGUUUAUGUUCAGCCAAAGUGUCAAAAAUCACAAGUUUUGCUUUUAUAUGGAACUAGAAAAUAAUGAAAAUGCAAACCGACGAGCUUCCACAUAUUAAAACUGACCUGGAUUAUACUCAGAUACCGCCCAUACAGCAAAAACGCAUUAUCGCAUUCGUAAACCACUUUAUCACCAACACGGUGUCUUACCUGAACACUUUUUGUCAGUCGUGCGAGUCUCGCUUCAUGCAAUUCGAAUACAAAGUGCAAAAAAUUGAGGCCUCCCUACUCAUACUGGAGUCCCAACUUUCUUCAAUACCAGGGUUCAACGGAGAGCAAUCGCCAAGCAACGCCAAUGAAAGUCCGAAAGUACCCCAAAGUGAAACACUGGCCUUACCCGAGUUAGUUGAUAAGCCAGUUUCAGUAGACUCUGUCCAGGAAAAUGUUACAGUAAAUAAUGAGGCCAAUCAGGCGCAGCAGGAGCCAGUUGGGCAAACCGGUGUGAAAGCUAGUGAAGACCCAAGAUUUGCAAAAUUCUUCAAAAUGUUGAAGGUUGGAGUACAAGCGCCGGCAGUCAAGCUCCAAAUGAAAGCUGAAGGAGUUGAUCCAGCCGUUUUAGACAAUCCAGAUGCAGUUAUUCCGGAUGUGUAGUUUAGGUGAAGUUUCCAAUUCCUUUACAUACAUAAGACCUUUUUACUACUCUAAGGACCACUUAUAUCACUAUAUGCACCAAAUAUAUAUUUUUCAGACUGUAAAUGAAAUAAACAUUUUGAAAUAAAACAAACAUAGUCAA
Dendroctonus ponderosae (mountain pine beetle) is the source of this 817-nucleotide messenger RNA. RefSeq names its product WASH complex subunit 3 (gene CCDC53). Gene Ontology annotation, biological process: actin filament polymerization; exocytosis. Lineage: Eukaryota; Metazoa; Arthropoda; Insecta; Coleoptera; Curculionidae. Bases 109 to 675 code for a protein of 188 amino acids. Gene Ontology annotation, cellular component: WASH complex. The transcript is spliced from 5 exons. The record is from RefSeq and is a predicted model, not a curated record.